AGAAACCGUUGCGAUGGUUUGGAUUCAUUGGUGGCUGGAAGUUUAUUGAGUUAUAGUUGUAGUCUUGUACAAAGAAGGAGACAACAGAAUAAAUCCAUUGAAUUACAGGUUAGAAUUCAUAUAAUUGUAGGUUCAGCGGAAGCAUGGACGAGUCGGACUGUAAUUUGCCGUGACGCAACCUUCAACUACAUCGCUGACUGAUUGUCCAGGCGAGAACCCUCCAUCCUAGCAUGCUACUCUAGUAGACACCGAACACUCUUUGACUUGCCUAUUUGAUUAAACCUAUCCACCUUUUCCCCUCAUUGUUAUCUUUCUUUUUUAUUCAUCUGGCAAGCAAACAAAACAACAAACAACAUGGACUACUCGACUCGUUUCACCCUGGCGGCAAUCGUCUUUUUGCUCUUAUCGUUCGUGGCAAUUGCCACACUGGUCUACUUUCUUCGCAAGCUUACUGUGGAAUAUGCCAAACUCAAGUCGGAUGGAGUCGAAAAGCAUUGGUGGCGUUUUGUGCUUCCAACGAUUGUUGCUAUUGCGGCUGCCGUUUGGUUGGAUUGGGAAGGCCAGGUGUGGUGGGACUACGUUUACUUUUUCCUUGUCUGUAUUGCCGUGCCCAUGGGCGUGACGUUCUUUGUGUUGAAGGAAACGUUGGAAUCCAAAAAUGAACGAAUGCUCAUGUUGGCAGCCCUCUUGUUCUUUUUGAAUGCAUCUAUUUACUCUUGCAUGUGGUACUGGCAUUAUCAUCAAGCACACGCCGAAGAAUAUGAAAGCGGAGAGAUUGAAGAAAACCCACACAUUUCGCAUUUGUACUGGUUCCAUAUCCCUCUAUGGGUUGUCACGGGCCUGGUGGCGGCAAGUGCUGGAUUUGUCUGGCGUCGUGAACAGCGCAAGGAAAACAAUGAACUCCUUCCUUACUACGGAGCUUAGCUAGUUGAUGGAAAAACACACAAAGCUCAACACAAACGCAAGACUACACAAACUCAAUGGUAUGAUGAAGUAUGAUAUCGCCUGUAGAGGCAGCAUGGCACUGUAUCCUUUGACAACAAUAAAAAUUGAUGUAAAGCAUAAUAAAGCAACCAAUCAUUCUUGGC
This is a messenger RNA of Seminavis robusta, 1088 nucleotides long. The record is from the annotation of a GenBank genome assembly. Lineage: Eukaryota; Bacillariophyta; Bacillariophyceae; Naviculales; Naviculaceae.